Molecule: messenger RNA, 3513 nt
Organism: Lacerta agilis (Sand lizard)
Lineage: Eukaryota; Metazoa; Chordata; Lepidosauria; Squamata; Lacertidae
Gene: PRKCZ
Product: protein kinase C zeta
Exons: 19
Coding region: 589-2367 (592 amino acids)
Biological process (GO): protein phosphorylation
Molecular function (GO): ATP binding; protein binding; protein serine/threonine kinase activity
Source: RefSeq, a predicted model, not a curated record
ACUGAGGAGGGUUGAUUGAGGAAUAAAUCCCUCGAGGGUUGGCCUCCGCCAUGUUGGGAGGAGGAGUGUCGGCGGCGCGCUGCUGCUGAGGUGGGAGGGAAAGGUUGCGGGAGCGCGCCCGCCAAGUGACCGGCCGAGCAGCCUACCUUCUACGCCAAGGCGCGCUCCAGGCGGCGGGUCGGGUGUUACCUCAGGAAGAGGCGGGCGAAGGACUCUGAACUUCCCCCCACCCACAUCCCGACUCUCCCCUUUCUCCUCCCUCCUUUCGCUUCGGAAGUUGGAGCAAACUUCCAACGGGUGGGGAAAGCCCGAGACCUGAGGGAAGAGGAAGAGGAAGGAUUCAGGGCGACCCCCUCCCGCCUCAAAAAAGUUUUGGUUUUGGGGGUGUUUGUUUGGAAAGAGCCUGUCCCUAAAGCGGGACUGAGGGAGGGGAAAGGAAAGGGAAAGCCUAAUGGGGCUUUUACCUUGGAAGAAGCAUGGAAACUUUGCCUGCUCAUUUAUUACAAUACCCCAUUUCUCCUGAAUAAUUUGGAAGACAAGUCUGUAAACUCAGAACCUAUCUUUAACUUUGACUGCUGCAUUAGUACCAUGCCUAGCAGAAUGGGAUCAAAAAUGAAUAUGAAGAGAGAUUUCAUCAGAGUAAAAACACAUUAUAAUGGGGAUAUCCUCAUAACAAAUCUGGGUGCAUCCAUCAACUAUGGUGAACUUUGUGAUGAAGUUAGAGAGAUGUGCAAUUUACAACAGGAACAACCAAUUACCCUUAAGUGGAUUGAUAAUGAAGGUGAUCCAUGUACCAUAUCAUCUCAGAUGGAACUGGAAGAAGCAUUCCGUUUGUACUGUCAGCAUAGAGAUGAAGGGCUCAUUAUUCAUGUUUUUCCCAGUGUUCCAGAAAAGCCAGGCAUGCCAUGUCCAGGAGAAGACCAAUCAAUCUACCGACGUGGAGCCAGAAGAUGGAGGAAGCUGUACAGAGUGAAUGGGCAUCUGUUCCAAGCCAAACGCUUUAACAGAAGAGCAUACUGUGGCCAGUGCAGUGAAAGGAUAUGGGGUCUCGGAAGGCAAGGCUACAAGUGUAUCAACUGCAAGUUGUUGGUCCAUAAACGCUGUCACAUUCUUGUCCCACUGACCUGCAAAAGGCAUAUGGAUUCUGUGAUGCCUUCCCAGGAACCUCAAUUAGAUGAUAAGAAUGAUGAAGUUGACAUUCCCACAGAAGAGAGCGAUGGAAUACCUUAUAUUCCUUCAGCCCGAAAGCAUGACAAUAUUAAAGAUGAUUCUGAGGAGCUCAAGCCAGUUAUUGAUGGAAUGGAUGGAAUUAAAAUCUCUCAGGGGCUUGGUCUACAGGACUUUGAUCUAAUCAGAGUUAUUGGACGAGGAAGCUAUGCCAAAGUUCUAUUAGUGCGGUUAAAAAAAAAUGAUCAAAUUUAUGCGAUGAAAGUAGUGAAGAAAGAAUUAGUCCACGAUGAUGAGGAUAUUGAUUGGGUGCAGACAGAAAAACAUGUGUUUGAACAGGCAUCCAGUAAUCCGUUUUUAGUUGGCUUACAUUCCUGCUUUCAAACGACAAGUCGGUUGUUUCUUGUUAUAGAGUACGUGAAUGGGGGUGACCUCAUGUUUCAUAUGCAACGGCAAAGAAAACUCCCCGAAGAACAUGCAAGGUUCUAUGCUGCUGAAAUCUGUAUUGCUCUCAACUUCCUACAUGAGAGGGGCAUAAUCUACAGAGAUUUAAAAUUAGACAAUGUUCUUCUGGAUGCAGAGGGUCAUAUCAAGUUAACAGACUACGGUAUGUGCAAGGAAGGAUUGGGCCCUGGUGACACUACAAGCACUUUUUGUGGAACACCAAAUUACAUUGCACCAGAGAUUCUACGAGGAGAAGAGUACGGGUUCAGUGUGGAUUGGUGGGCACUUGGUGUCCUAAUGUUUGAAAUGAUGGCAGGAAGAUCUCCCUUUGAUAUUAUUACAGACAAUCCAGAUAUGAACACUGAAGAUUACCUCUUCCAAGUUAUCCUUGAAAAACCAAUCCGAAUUCCAAGAUUCCUUUCUGUGAAGGCAUCCCAUGUCCUGAAAGGAUUUUUAAAUAAGGAUCCCAAAGAGAGGCUUGGCUGCCAACCACAAACUGGAUUUUCUGAUAUCAAGUCUCACACAUUCUUUCGCAGCAUAGACUGGGAUCUGCUGGAAAAGAAGCAGGCAACCCCUCCAUUUCAGCCUCAGAUCACAGACGAUUAUGGUCUGGAUAACUUUGAUACCCAGUUCACCAGCGAACCUGUCCAGCUAACUCCAGAUGAUGAAGAUGUAAUAAAAAGAAUAGACCAGUCGGAGUUCGAAGGAUUUGAAUAUAUUAAUCCAUUGUUGCUGCAAACUGAGGAAACAGUAUGAGAGAAUGGCAUCGACACAAAGGACAAAUAAUGUGAAUGAACUUUGACAUUUAAUCCUUAACAACAGUAUAUGCAUGCAAGGCUGGGGUUAAACUGUAAGGUUUUGAGUGGAGACCAAUGAUGAUAAUUGCUGCUGAAAAAUCAAAAAAACAUGAUUUUGGUAGGUGUCUUCCUCUAUUUUUUUUUGGAAAAAAAAGAAAUUUGGGGCACUGACAGAGCUGGCUUCACAAAGAAAUCUGCAUUUCGUGCCUGCUUCAUCAAGGAUCAAUAGUUGUUUGCAUCCUUGGAAGAGAGAUUCCAAACCACUUUCAAAGCUGCACGCUUCUGAUGGACAUUUUCAUGCAAAGAGCUACUAGAACAGUGUAACAUCCUGAAGAAUAAAAUUGUUAGUGGUGUUGAAGCUUACUUUAGAUGCCUUUUUUCACAAGUGGUACCUAUCUUAAAUGUCUGUUUUAUAUAUAUAUAUGUAUUGCAUAUAUAUAUAUAUAUAUAAUGUGAAAUAAAAGGAGUUGUGUUUUAUUAGCAAUUAAAAUAAGUUUGGGUACAGUAUUAAGUGCCUAAAUGGAUAAACUGCAUAAAAAUAUUCCGUAUUUGGUACACUUGAUAAACCCUGGUAAGUUCUGGUUAAAGAAAAAAGUAGUAUUUUACACAUGGAACAUAACAACUAACAGCUGCUAUCUAACAUUAACUUAUAUCUUCAUAGAACUUUUAGACGGGACUUGGAUCUCAGCAAUAACAAUUCCAAAUUAGAAUUUAUCAAUUGAAAUAUCUAGAUUAUGUUUAAUCUGGGAGAAAACAAAAUUUACCAAAAUCUCAUUAGAAAAUUUAAAUUUGCACAUGGUGGAUUUCUGAAAAUACUUGAGCAGUGCCUACAAUGUCUUGUGUUGUAUACUAGAUUUUUGAAUAAUAUUUUUAUCAAUGCAAUAUUCAGAAGGAACAAUGGAAGUGUAAUAGAUCAUAGCCUUAAAGUUUUAAAGAAAUAAAUUAUAGGAUAUCCAUCAACAUAUUGCAUUUUUUUCUGAUAAAGCACACCUCCUAUUUAAAACUGUCUGCUUUGAAAUGUUCAGCAUCUUGUCACUGACUAAGCUCUACAGGAGGAUGUUUGGUAAACACAACACUCAAAGCAGUAAUAUAGUGAUGGAGAAAA